Messenger RNA from Solanum lycopersicum (tomato), 2339 nucleotides. RefSeq names its product ABC transporter G family member 21 (gene ABCG21). Gene Ontology annotation, molecular function: ABC-type transporter activity; ATP binding; ATP hydrolysis activity. NCBI's taxonomy places the organism in Eukaryota, Viridiplantae, Streptophyta, Magnoliopsida, Solanales, Solanaceae. Gene Ontology annotation, biological process: transmembrane transport. Gene Ontology annotation, cellular component: plasma membrane. The record is from RefSeq and is a predicted model, not a curated record.
CUCAAGUUAAAAAACCAACUCUUUUAACUUCUUCUUCUUAAGCUAUCUUUUUUCUAGCCAAAACACAAAUACUAAAAAAAACACCAAACAUAUAUAGUUCAAGUUGUUUCAACUAUAAUUGGCAAUAUGCAUCUUCAUGGUGUAACACCAAAACCAGAAAAUGGUGGCACAGACUUGAUGGAAGCUUCGACGAAUUCGCCUAAUUCGUCGAAACAAUAUGACAAGUCAUGUCUGGCUUUACCUGUCCAGAUCAAGUCACAACAAUCUUAUUUACAAAAGGCCAUGUAUCCUAUAACUUUGAAGUUUGAAGAGAUUGUUUACAAGAUUAGUCAAGAAAACAAAGGAAUGUGUUGUGGAGGAUCAUCAAACACAAAAGAAAAGACUAUACUAAAUGGAGUGACAGGCACUGUAUAUCCAGGAGAAAUGCUAGCUAUGUUAGGUCCAUCAGGUAGUGGCAAAACCACCCUUCUAACAGCACUAGGAGGGCGCCUUUCGGGCAAAUUAUCUGGGAAGAUUACAUACAACAGCCAGCCAUUCUCGGGUUCAAUCAAACGUAGAACAGGAUUCGUGUCACAAGAUGAUGUCCUGUAUCCUCAUCUUACAGUAAUUGAAACACUUCUGUUCACAGCUCUGCUUAGGCUGCCACAAAACCUCGAAAGGGACGAAAAAGUGAGACAUGUGGAGCAUGUUAUUGCAGAACUUGGAUUAAACAAGUGUAGAAACAGUAUGAUUGGGGGGCCAUUGUUUAGAGGGAUAUCAGGUGGAGAGAAAAAAAGAGUUAGUAUAGGUCAAGAAAUGUUGAUCAACCCGAGUUUGCUACUUUUAGACGAGCCAACUUCAGGACUUGAUUCGACAACAGCACUCCGGAUCCUUAACACUGUUAAACGACUAGCAAGUGGUGGUCGUACUGUGAUCACAACGAUCCAUCAGCCGUCUAAUCGACUUUAUUAUAUGUUUGAUAAGGUAGUUUUGCUCUCUGAGGGAUGUCCUAUCUACUAUGGUCCUGCAUCAACUGCCUUGGAGUACUUCUCUUCUAUUGGUUUUUCCAUAUCUAUCACUAUCAAUCCAGCUGAUCUCUUGCUCGAUCUCGCGAAUGGGAUUGGAUCUGAUACCAAGAAUGGCAACGAUCAAGGUGACAGUACUGAACAGGAAAAGAAGUUGGUGAGAGAAGCUCUCAUCUCCGCGUAUGAAAUGAACAUUUCUACAAGGUUGAAAACUGAAGUAUGCGGUAACUACAGUUGCACAAAUGAUGUCUCUACAAGAAAUGGCGUGAAAUUAGAGCAAUGGUGCACGAGUUGGAUGCAUCAAUUCAAAGUACUACUUAUGAGAGGGUUAAGGGAGCGAAGACACGAGACCUUCAAUAGGCUUAGGAUCUUCCAAGUUAUAAGUGUAGCAUUUCUUGCAGGACUAUUGUGGUGGCAUACUCCAACAUCCCACAUUGAAGAUCGAGUCAGAUAUUAUCCGUUCACCUUAAGUCAUUUGCACAUACGAAAACAUAUUGCAAUGUUGUUCUUUUUCGCGGUAUUUUGGGGGUUCUAUCCACUCUAUAAUGCAGUUUUCACAUUUCCACAAGAAAGAAGAAUGCUCAUCAAAGAGAGAUCAUCAGGAAUGUAUCGUCUCUCGUCAUACUUCCUAGCCAAAACUGUAGGAGAUUUGCCUUUAGAACUAGCAUUACCAACAGCAUUUACGUUCAUCCUUUACUGGAUGGGAGGGCUCAAACCUGAUCCAACUACUUUCAUCCUAUCUCUCCUAGUAGUCCUCUACAACGUCCUCGUUUCACAAAGCCUCGGGCUAGCUUUUGGUGCCUUACUCAUGGAUGUUAAACAAGCCACUACAUUAGCAUCAGUAACAACAUUAGUAUUCCUAAUUGCUGGAGGAUACUACAUUCAACAGAUUCCCACGUUCAUCGUUUGGUUAAAAUACUUGAGUUAUAGUUACUAUAGCUACAAGUUGCUUCUAGGGGUUCAAUACAAUGACAAUGACUACUAUGAAUGUUCAAAAGGAGUCUAUUGCCAAGUUGCAAACUUACCUGCCAUUGAAUCAGUUGGCUUAAACAAUAUGUGGAUCGAUGUCUCGGUCAUGGCUGUGAUGUUAGUAGGCUACAGAGUUGUGGCCUAUCUAGCACUCACUCGUGUACGAUGAUGAUUCGAAAAUCGAAGAGGGAGAUUACAUAAUUUAGGAGCAAAGCUGAAAGAGUUCAAUUUUCUGCAACAUAGGAAGUAAGGAUGUUAAAUUUAUAUUUUUGAUGUGCUAUGAUUACCACUAUUGGCAAUAUUUUUGCAUACAAGUUACAACUAACUUGGGAAAAUUGAAAUGCUUUGAGAAUAAAUCUUUGCCAC